CGUCCCAGCGGGUGUCUGUCACCAGAUAAGCAUCAUCAGCAGCCCGCUCCUUCUGCAUCCAGUCCGACCUGUAAAACACUGACUUGGAUUAUUCCUUCUUUUGUGUUAUUCAGGGUAGCGCACAGAGAGAGCAGCCAUGUCUCAUGGAUGGGGAUACGGACCAGCUAACGGACCUGACACAUGGGGAGAUGAAUUUCCAGUAGCUAAUGGGCCCAGACAGUCUCCCAUCGACAUUAUCCCUAAGGAUGCCCAGUAUACCCCCUCUCUGAAAGCUCUGAAACUCAAGUAUGACCCCAGCAACUCCAGAGGCAUUCUCAACAAUGGACACUCCUUCCAGGUGGAUUUUGUGGACGACGGUGACACUUCCACUCUGACUGGAGGUCCUAUUUCAGGAACGUACCGUCUGAAGCAGUUUCAUUUCCACUGGGGAGCAAGUGAUGACAGAGGCUCCGAGCACACUGUCAACGGAAUCAAGUUCCCCUGUGAGCUUCAUCUGGUGCACUGGAACACCAAGUACCCCAGCUUUGGAGAGGCAGCUAGUCAGCCUGAUGGACUGGCUGUGGUCGGGGUCUUUCUGAAGAUUGGUGCUGCCAAUCCCAGGCUGCAGAAAGUUCUGGAUGCUUUGGAUGCUAUUAAGACAAAGGGAAAGCAGACCACCUUUGCUAACUUUGAUGCAAAGACGCUUCUUCCCAGCUCUCUGGAUUAUUGGACCUAUGAUGGUUCUCUGACCACACCCCCUCUUUUGGAGAGUGUCACCUGGAUUGUCCUGAAGGAGCCAAUAAGUGUCAGCCCUGCUCAGAUGGCAAGGUUCCGCAGCCUCCUCUUCACUGGAGACGGAGAGGCUCCAUGCUGCAUGAUGGACAACUACCGGCCUCCUCAGCCUUUGAAGGGUCGUCAGGUCCGCGCUUCCUUCAAAUAAACUCUGCGUCAUUUACAUAGCUUCAUCCCCCCUUUGUUUUCAUUCCCCAUUUCCAUACUCCCACUGCUCUCCACAUGCAAGCUAUACUUAGCUUAUAUUAGCCUUAUUGAUUAGUCCAUCUGCUGACAAUUUCUAUAACAUAGACUGCCUGGAUGUAUCUUUAAUAAAAUAAUUAAAAAGUUAUUUUAAGCUUUGACACUAUUGAAACAUAGAUUACAUACUAUUAAAUGUGCUUUUCUUCCCAGUUAACACAGACAUCAAAUUGUCACAAUUGCCCCAUUGACACUAACAAUGGGACAGGAAUUCCGGAUUCUGAUCUCUUGUUAUAUUCUGAUUUUCUUUGGCCACUCUGUUAUUUUUACUGAUGUGUCCAAAUUCAGCCAGAUGUAUGAUACAGAUUUGUAAUAGAUAUAAGAAUUUAUUUUUUUAAAAUAGGAAUUUCAAUCAAACAGUAAUAUUCUAUAGAGGAUAGCACUAAAUGAUUGGAUGUAUGGGAUCAUAUAUUCUAUACACCGGUCCAUCUAAGGUUUAUUUAACUAAAAACAAAUUCCCAUUUUUGAAAAUAUAAGUCAUAUAUUUUGCCUUGUUUAAAAAUGAUAAUAUCGACUUCCUGAAGCUUCUUUCUACAUAUUUCAUUGUGUUUUUAUUGAUGCCUCAUGUUAUAAGUUUGUGACAAAAUGAUCGUUAUAGCAACAACAGAAAGCAAGAAAGCAAGUCUGGAUGUGACAUUUUUCAGUGGUGACUUUAUUUGUGCAUCGUAGCUGCCCUGAUGCUUCUAUGCAAAUAGAUAUGUAGACUCACCUCAUGAUGGUAAUGCUAAGGAAUGUAAUGUUGUGAAGGACAGUCUUGUGUAGUAAUGGCUGAUAGUGCUGUCUUAGGCAAU
Messenger RNA from Scomber japonicus (chub mackerel), 1802 nucleotides. RefSeq names its product carbonic anhydrase (gene cahz). Bases 137 to 919 code for a protein of 260 amino acids. Lineage: Eukaryota; Metazoa; Chordata; Actinopteri; Scombriformes; Scombridae. The record is from RefSeq and is a predicted model, not a curated record. The transcript is spliced from 7 exons. Gene Ontology annotation, molecular function: carbonate dehydratase activity; zinc ion binding. Gene Ontology annotation, cellular component: cytoplasm. Gene Ontology annotation, biological process: carbon dioxide transport.